AUGACCAUGUUUUUACAUCUAAGGUUAAUCAGAACUGGAUUCCUUCUUUUCAUUUUGAUCAAGACUAGUUUAGCAGUCCUCAACCAUGGUAAAAAGCCGCACAUUGUAUUCAUCUUAGCUGACGAUCUGGGAUUUAAUGACAUUGGCUACCACAACUCAAAAUUCAAAACCAAAAUUUUGGAUGAGUUGGCUCGCACCGGGGUUCGACUGGAUAACUAUUACGUUCAACCGAUUUGUACUCCAACGAGAGCGCAGCUUUUAACGGGACGAUACGACAUACAUACUGGACUGCAACAUGGAAUAAUUUGGCCCUCGCAGGCGAACGCGCUGCCGAGUAACGAAACUACAAUCGCAGAAAAAUUGAAAGACAGUGGCUACAGGACCCACGUGGUCGGAAAAUGGCACCUCGGGUUCUAUCGUAAGAAGUUUAUACCAACAAGAAGGGGAUUCGAUUCGUUUUACGGUUUUCUAACCGGUGGACAAGAUUACUACACGCAUCGGAAUCGACUUGGGUUUCCUGCAUCGGGUUACAAGUUUCUCAACGGUUAUGAUUUUUGGCGGGAUGAAAAGCUUGAGCGAGAUGUAGUCGGGAAGUACACCACCAAUCUCUUCGCCAGAGAAGCCGAAAGGAUAAUUCAAGAACAUGACCCCCAAAACCCACUUUUUUUGUUUUUAUCAUUCCAAGCUCCCCACUCGCCGCUACAGGUACCUGAACGAUUUUUGAAGCAGUACAAAAACAUUAAGGAUCACAAUAGACGCGUGUACGCUGCCAUGGUUUCUUGCAUGGAUGAGGCGGUUGGAAACGUGACACGAGUGCUCAAGAAACGCGGUUUGUGGGAAGACACUGUGCUCAUUUUUAGCAGCGAUAACGGAGGACAAGUCACGGCGGGGGGAAACAACUGGCCGCUGCGCGGUUGGAAAGCUUCGCUGUGGGAAGGAGGCAUAAGAGGCGUCGGGUUUGUAAACAGUGAUCUGAUUCAAAAGCCGGGGAGAGUUUAUAAGGGACUGAUGCACGUGUCUGACUGGUUUCCCACCAUUUUGCACUUGGCCAAGGUAUCGGUUGAGGGCAUUCCUCUGGACGGGGUAAAUCAGUGGGCGAGCAUCAGCGAGAACUUGACGCCACCGAGGAACGAGAUCUUACAUAAUAUUGACCCUGUAGAUACAUUCUGGGGAAAUCCGGACGGAUAUUCUCACUGUCGUAGCGCCGCUUUCAGAAGAGGGGAUUGGAAACUCUUACUUGGUUGUCCAGGAAACGGAGAUUGGGUUGCGGCGCCGGAAUCCGGCUCCAAGACCCAGUCUUCCUCCAACCAACAUAACGCAAAUAGCGUGUUUCUUUUUAACAUCACGGGCGAUCCCCAAGAGAAGAGAGAAAUUUCAGAACAGUUCCCAGAUGUAGUGCGCGAUUUACUCGGUAUGAUAGAAAAGUAUAAUACUACUGCGGUGCCUGCUAGAUUCCCGGACCCCGAUCUCAAAUCCAAGCCAGUAAAUCAUGAAGGGGUCUGGGGACCUUGGAUGGACUGA
This is a messenger RNA of Pocillopora meandrina, 1521 nucleotides long. The record is from the annotation of a GenBank genome assembly. Lineage: Eukaryota; Metazoa; Cnidaria; Anthozoa; Scleractinia; Pocilloporidae.